CGCAAACGCAACGACAACAGCCAGAAGAAAAAGAAGAAGAGGAAGGAGAUCGUUGGCGACGACUAAAACAAUCACCAUGUCUUGGCAAACCUACGUCGACGAGCACCUCAUGUGCGACAUUGAGGGCACCGGAAACCACCUCACCGGCGCCGCCAUCAUCGGCCACGACGGCAGUGUCUGGGCCCAGAGCUCCUCCUUCCCUGCGUUUAAGCCUGAGGAGAUCACUGGGAUCAUGAAAGAUUUUGAUGAACCUGGCUUUCUUGCUCCUACUGGGCUGCACCUUGGUGGGUCAAAGUACAUGGUCAUCCAAGGGGAGCCAGGUGCUGUGAUCCGUGGAAAGAAGGGGCCUGGUGGUGUGACUGUUAAGAAAACUGGGCAAGCUCUGAUAUUUGGCAUCUAUGAUGAACCUGUGACUCCAGGGCAGUGUAACAUGAUUGUGGAGAGGUUGGGAGAUUACCUUAUUGAGCAGGGACUGUAGCCACCCGAACUCAAGUUGUCUUGUUUUAAUUAUGGGGCCUCUGAGCUCGAAUCUUCUCACUUCUAUGGCCGCCGGCGGUGUUGUUUCAGAGCAAUAACGAUGAGAUUGAUAACAGUUUGUUUUGUUUUGUUUAUUUUUAUUUUUAUUUUUUGGCAUCUUAGAGCCUUUGCCAUUUUUCCAUUGCUUACAUGUGUUACUUAAUUUUGUGUAUUUAUUCUCAGCCUGCUUCGGCUGCAAUCGAGUUUGAAAAUUUGAGGUGUUCCCCUCUUCUUA
This is a messenger RNA of Diospyros lotus (date-plum), 751 nucleotides long. Its product is annotated as profilin-3. Gene Ontology annotation, molecular function: actin monomer binding. The coding region runs from base 77 to 478 and encodes 133 amino acids. The transcript is spliced from 3 exons. The record is from RefSeq and is a predicted model, not a curated record. Gene Ontology annotation, cellular component: cell cortex. Lineage: Eukaryota; Viridiplantae; Streptophyta; Magnoliopsida; Ericales; Ebenaceae.